AUCAUCAUCAUCAUCAUCAGAAUAAUGAAAAAUAUUUCAAUAUUUAAACAAUUGUAUAUUUAUUACAUUAUUCUUAUGACUUUUCUCAUUUAUUUAUUAUAUAAAAAAAAAAGUAGAGUUAUAUUAACUUUGAUUAAGUUUUAUGGUACAAGCUAUUCAUAGUAAAAAAUUCAUUACAUCACUAUCUCUUAUAUAAGUCUCUUAUAUUUUAUUAAUUUUAUUUAAUAACUAACUAUUUAUAUAUACCUAUAUGUCACUCAUAGAUUUAUUCAACAUUAUUCCAUUUAAUAAUAAUAUUAAUAUUAAAUGUAAUUAACAAGAAAGGUCAUAUCUAUUACGUAUAAAAAAACUUCUUCUAUUUUAUAUGAAUCUUAUUUAUAAAGACACAUUAAAAUGAAGAAAUGU
Messenger RNA from Polistes dominula (European paper wasp), 405 nucleotides. RefSeq lists its product as uncharacterized. NCBI's taxonomy places the organism in Eukaryota, Metazoa, Arthropoda, Insecta, Hymenoptera, Vespidae. The record is from RefSeq and is a predicted model, not a curated record.